This is a messenger RNA of Colias croceus (clouded yellow), 3103 nucleotides long. It is a transcript of the gene Tak1, whose product is annotated as mitogen-activated protein kinase kinase kinase 7. Lineage: Eukaryota; Metazoa; Arthropoda; Insecta; Lepidoptera; Pieridae. Gene Ontology annotation, biological process: JNK cascade; positive regulation of canonical NF-kappaB signal transduction; protein phosphorylation. Gene Ontology annotation, molecular function: magnesium ion binding; ATP binding; MAP kinase kinase kinase activity. The record is from RefSeq and is a predicted model, not a curated record. The transcript is spliced from 10 exons. Bases 162 to 2249 code for a protein of 695 amino acids.
UGGCGGCCUUGUCGCAGUUGCUAUUCUUUGCCAAACAAUAACGAGAAAAUUGAUUUAAUCAAGUAUUUAUAACACUUCUUAGAAAUAAUAGAACUAAAUUUAUAUAUAAAUUAAUACCUCAAGAAGUUAAUUCUAUUGAUAAUGUGAUAAUAAGUUAACCCAUGGCUUCAAAUGUGCAAGACUCGUCUGUCGCUCAACAGACAUUUGUUGAGGAAAUUGAUUACAAUGAAAUACAGGAAUUGCAGGUUGUAGGCAAAGGUGCGUUCGGUGUGGUAUGGAAGGGUUUAUGGCGGAACACAUUUGUUGCUGUAAAGCACAUAAACUCCGAGGCUGAGAAACGGGAGUUUGCGAUUGAAGUUCGACAACUGUCCCGUGUGUCGCACCCAAACAUUGUGAGAUUAUAUGGAGCCUGUACUAAAGGUGCUCAUGUUUGUCUCGUGAUGGAGUAUGCAGAGGGAGGCUCUCUAUACAAUGUUCUUCACGUCCGUCCAAAACCUAAAUAUACUGCAGCGCAUGCAAUGAGUUGGGCUAGACAGUGUGCAGAGGGAGUGGCAUACUUACAUGCAAUGAAACCAAAACCCUUAAUUCACAGAGACCUAAAACCACCAAAUUUGCUCUUAGUAGCAGGUGGGCAGAAGCUGAAAAUUUGUGAUUUUGGUACAGCAGCUGAUAAGGCUACUUAUAUGACUAAUAAUAAAGGCAGUGCGGCAUGGAUGGCCCCUGAGGUGUUUGAAGGAUCAUCAUAUACAGAGAAAUGUGAUGUAUUCUCAUGGGGUAUUAUUCUGUGGGAGGUUUUGUCUCGGAGAAAACCAUUUGAGGAAGGUGGAUCGGCAUUUAGGAUAAUGUGGGCUGUGCAUACAGGUCAAAGGCCAAAUUUAAUAGAAGGUUGUCCGGAGCCCAUAGAACAACUGAUGACUCAAUGUUGGCAUAAAGUACCAGCAGAUAGACCCAGUAUGGCUAAAGUAGUGGAGAUAAUGAAAGCACUGUGUGAAUUCUUCCCUGGCGCUGACACGCCCAUCAACUUUGAUGACCUCGAAGAAGACGACGAGGAAUGCUCCGAAGACGGCUACAUGAUGUACGAUACACGGGAUAGCUUCGAAACGGAAACAGAAAGUUUAACACAAGCACACAAUCCCAUACAUUAUUCAAACGAAACCUCUUCCAAUUCGAUAUACAGGAAUACAGGGAAACCACUGUCGCCCAGAGCGAACAGUUAUGUCGAAAGCCAAGUGAAUAGGCUCCAACAUCUCAUGUCAGAACCGCAGCCUAAACCGGCUGCAUCUCGAGAGGACGAAAGAACUCUGUUAAAGAUUCCGCAAGUGAAAAAACCUGAACAACAAGAGCCUGGUAGAUCACCAGCUGUAGCAAUGAACAAAUUAAAUUCGCCUGUCCUUUCAGAUAGGACGUAUAUGCCAAGCGAAGGAAGCACACCACAAGAUACAUUACGAGUGUUUAGAAGCCCUAACAUUUUCAGUGAAUCGUCUACCCCUCGGGGGCCGUCUCCGUUAGUGAAUUACAAUAUCGGCAAUAUGAACCCUCGGCAUAUAGAUAUAGAACAGUAUUGGAAUAGGGAGAAUGAAAAACUAUCACCGGCUCGGACUCCCUCAGCUUUAAGUUAUAAUAAUUCUUCGAGGAAAGAGGACUAUAAUCAGAAUUACUGUGAUAGGUUGAGCGCGGCAAAUAGUCCAAUGACGCCGAUACGGGAGUAUAAUGGAAAUAUGAGGCCAGUGGAUGCGCAGUAUCAAACUCCGCUGCAAAUUGAAGUAGAUCCGAACGCGUGGGAGCUGCGGGAUCUGCCGCUACAAGACAUCGACGGUUACGUGGAGGUUAGAAAUACUGGCGGCUUUGAUAAGUUCGUCCCUAUUGGUAACAGCAGCAGCUCGGGCUCGGGCGCCGCGCCGCCGCACGAGCCGGACCCGGACCUGGACUCGAUGCACAUGAUGCUGGACCCGCACCUGCGGCCCAUCUCGCCGGACCUCGCCAACGACGAGUCCAAGCGGAUAUUCGAGGAGCACAAGCAGCUCGCGCAGGAGUACCUUAAGAUUCAAACAGAAUUAGCAUACCUCAGUAAGCACAAAUCAGAGCUAGAAGAGAAUAUGGACGACGAUGAGUUACGGCAAAAGAGAGAGAUUAUACAACUGGAGAAUGAGAAGGACUCACUAAUAAAACUGUACUGUACAUUGAAGAAGCAAGUGGCCCGCGCUGAAAACGAAAGUUGGCUGCUCGCUGAAGACGCGCCGCACGAGUGACACUUACACUUGCACUUACACUUACACUAGAGACACUUUGACACUUAACAUGUUUGAAGUGGCUAUGUCAUGAAAAGGUUUUUUAAAACAUCCAAACACUGGAGACAUUUUGAUAAUAAACAUGUUAGAGUGGUAUAUGAGUUAAAUGACUAUUUCGUAAAAGGGGUUUAGAAAAUGUAGAUUGUACAAAUGAUCAUUAUAAUCAGGUUAUUUUAAAUUGUUCAAUUGUAUAGAAUUUUUUACUAAAAAUAUGAUGAAUUAUGUAGGUCACAUUCUUAACCCAGAGCCCCAAGCGGCCCGAUCGAUCCCAGACACAAUAGAUUUUCUAUUGUGUCUGUGGCUCCGGGGCCUGAGUUACUACCUUUUAUAAUUUUGUUUGUAUUCUAGUCAAAACUAGAUUGCCUUAAAACCUUAAUUUGAUAAUUUAUUUUUUUAAAUUAAUUUAACAUACAGAUUGGUAGUCAAUUUUUAUAACCAAAUCGUAUUUUUUUUAUAAGUGUCGUUCAAAAUGAAGUGACUAUUACCCCUACUAUAAAAAAUUGAAAUAUAAAUCGAGUUUAGUGUGAGUUUGCGACGCGAAUAGACUUGCGAGACAUCUGUGAGUACUCCGUUGUAACAUUGAUCUCAAGUCGCCAAAAUGAGCCUUCGUUAUUUUGUACAUUUAUAGGCGUAGCUAGUCUCAUUAUUUAUUUUAUAUUAAUUAUUUAUGUAGAAGUUAUAGAUAAAUUACAGAUUUUUCAGAGGUGUAAUUUGAUAUUUUUUUUUUAAUAUAGGGAAAAAUAUUAUUCUAGGUAUGUAUGAUGUUUUUUUGAAGUUUAUCGGGGUUGGAAAAAAAUUUUAUAAUAUAAAUAGGA